UAAUAAAUUCUGCAGAAAAAUGCAAAAAUCUGCACGACAACAUACACAUUUGUUUAAAUAAAAUGCAUGGUAACAUUUGGAAGAGUCAAUUAUCUUUGUGCUGUGCGUCAUGCGCACUCUGUCGGCUCGUUUUGGGUAUGUUUGGUCAGUUUGUGGCAGCGCUGUGUGUGGGAGAAGAGGGGAGGCAGGAGACAACUGCUACCACCCUCACUUCUCCUCUGAGCCCUCAUGUGUGUGGAGGGAGAGGGACUGCACUGUGACAGCUCGGCUGCGCAAUGGACUGAUGUGGACACAUGGACCGGCACUUUUUAUAAGAACCAUGCGGGCGUAGGGUUGUUUGAGCACUUGCGCGCAGUUAGACUCUUUAGCAUUAGUGAUAGAAAGCCUGCUAUGGAGCACGUCGUGAGUCAAAAUGAGUUUGAGAAUUGACGAUGUAACAAAGUUGUUAAAAAAUGGUUCCUCGGACUUCGAGUGGGAGUCUGUGCAGGUCAACUCCACCAACAGUUCCGGGAGAAACCACACCGGGCCCGGCGAGCUGGACCUCACCCGCGCCGCCCUGCUCGGCUUGGUGCUGGGGGCUUUCAUCUUGUUUGCCAUCGUGGGCAACAUCCUCGUCAUUCUGUCCGUGGUAUGCAACAGGCACCUGCGGACCCCUACCAACUACUUCAUCCUUAACCUGGCUAUGGCCGACCUGCUGCUGGGCACUACGGUGCUGCCGGUUUCCGCCACCCAGGAGAUCCUGGACUACUGGGUGUUCGGCCGGAUCUUCUGCGAUAUCUGGGCCGCACUGGACGUACUGUGCUGCACGGCGUCCAUCAUGAGCCUGUGCGUAAUAUCCAUCGACCGCUACAUCGGAGUGAGCCACCCGCUGCAGUACCCGGGUAUAGUGACGGAGAGGCGUGCUCUGCUGGCCAUGCUCGGGGUGUGGGUGCUGUCGGUGGUCAUCUCCAUUGGACCUCUGUUCGGCUGGAAACAGCCGCCGGCGCCGGACGACACGGUAUGCCUCAUCACAGAGGAGCCGUUUUACGCGCUCUUCUCCUCCCUCGGCUCCUUCUACAUCCCGCUUGCCGUCAUCCUGGCCAUGUACUGCCGCGUCUAUAUCGUAGCCAAGAGGACAACCAAGAACCUGAAGGCGGGCGUGAUGCGGGAGAGGAUGAAUACCAGCGAGCUCACCCUCAGGAUCCACAAGGGCUCUCAGGUACAUGACGACCCCGGCGCACCGGGCACCGGCAAAGGACGUGCAAACCAGGCCAGGAGUUCCCUCACUGUGAAGCUCCUGAAAUUUUCCCGGGAGAAGAAAGCAGCUAAAACUUUGGGAGUUGUGGUCGGAAUGUUCGUCCUAUGCUGGCUGCCUUUUUUCCUGGCCUUACCUAUAGGGUCUUUCAAUGUACACCUGCGGCCACCUGAGACCCUCUUCAAAGUCAUCUUCUGGCUCGGCUACUUCAACAGCUGCUUGAAUCCCAUUAUCUACCCCUGCUACAGCCGCGAGUUCAAGCUGGCCUUCAUCCGGAUUUUGAGGUGCCACUGGCACCACCAGAAACGCCCUGGCUGGAGAGCCUACAACUACCGCUCCUCCACCUUCAGCUCCUCUGGAAACUCACGGAAAAGUUCAGCAGAUCACACCUCCAGCUGGCUGAACGGGAGCCAGCACACCCUGCCCUCUUCUGCCAGCCCCAGCCCCAGCUACCUGAGUAAGGGUCUUCCCCCUUGCCCAGAGGGGGAAACAUUGUAUAUUUGGGGAGCCACCACUUCAGCCCCCUCCACACCCAGCCUCCUGCCUGGCAACCCCUCAAACUGCCAACAGGGAGGGCUGAGAGGGGACAGCAGAGAGGGGAAAACAGCUGAGGGGACUACCAGAGGUGUGUUUUCUUUCACCUUUGGGAACAUUAAAGACAAACAAGGGCUCAACAGGGACAUUAUUAUGCCUGAUGACAAGCUGUGACUCCUUUCAGCUUCUGAUUCAUUGCUUUUAGGGAGUACAGGCUUCACUGGUUUCACUGUACACGUUUUGUGAUGUGUCAUCAGUCAGUGGGAUGUCUUCAGUGUGAGGUGCAGAUCUGUUCAUUUACUCUUCAUUUCUGUGUUUGUAAUUGAUGAAUGGUUUCUCUCAGUGAACAGUGACUAAGAAACCUGUUUGCUGCCCUCUAUGGAUCAAAAAGAGACCUGCAUGUAUUUUUAGUUAUACUUCGGAGGAACAUGAAAAAAAAAACUAGUCACUCCAAGCAUUCAAAAGUUUUUGCUUAGACUGGUCAUUUUUCCUAUAAAAAGACAGAACCUGAUUUAUAAAAACAUCCAGCCUCUUGUAAAACAAACAGUGACAAGGCAUAGGAUGACCUUUCUGUUGCAGUUGUCUGAUAUUUUCAUGUUUUUUUGUGAAAAUAAAGUAUUAUCUGUAUUUUUCUGCUGUGCGCACAAUCUUCAGAUAUAUUGUGAGUGUUUGUAGAGAUGUGAUGGAACAAUAAAUAAAACAUAAAUAAAAUUUCAA
This is a messenger RNA of Girardinichthys multiradiatus, 2485 nucleotides long. RefSeq names its product alpha-1A adrenergic receptor-like. The record is from RefSeq and is a predicted model, not a curated record. Gene Ontology annotation, molecular function: alpha1-adrenergic receptor activity. The transcript is spliced from 2 exons. Lineage: Eukaryota; Metazoa; Chordata; Actinopteri; Cyprinodontiformes; Goodeidae. Gene Ontology annotation, cellular component: membrane. Gene Ontology annotation, biological process: adenylate cyclase-activating adrenergic receptor signaling pathway; regulation of cardiac muscle contraction; regulation of vasoconstriction. Bases 413 to 1942 code for a protein of 509 amino acids.